Molecule: messenger RNA, 468 nt
Organism: Uranotaenia lowii
Lineage: Eukaryota; Metazoa; Arthropoda; Insecta; Diptera; Culicidae
Exons: 2
Coding region: 1-468 (155 amino acids)
Source: RefSeq, a predicted model, not a curated record
AUGCGCUCCAGGAGCUUGCGUCUGGCUCACCACAAAACCGAGGUGUUGCUGAUCACAAACCUGAUAUCAGCACAAACAGGGACGAUUCCAGCUGGACCACCGUACGCAAUCUACUUCAAGCGUGCGAACAAGCACUUGGGAGUGAUGAUAAAAUUGGCUGAGUAUUACGAGCCAUUUCGAUUACGCCUGCAAAAGAGCGGCAAUGGCGACGGCAGCCCUCUUGCGGGCCAUUACGGAGCAGCAGCCUUGAGCAGGCAGUGUAACCUGCAAAAGCUCUGCAGUGUUCAGCGGCUGCGAGUAAUCAGCGCAUUCCGAACGGUGUCCUCGAUAGCUACUGAUAUUAUGGCGGUGUUCGUGCCCAUCUCGGUCUUGCUAGAGGAAGAUAUCUUCUGCUACGAGUACAGGCACAUGCCCAAUGUGCGGAAACAUGUCAGAGAGGCCUCGAUGUCCAGCUGGCAGCACCAGUGA